AUGGAUUUCAAAAACUUCGGAAAGAACAUUACCUCCUUCGGGGCCUCCAUUACCCCCUUCGCCUCCCGUACCUUUCAGUACACCAAGGAACAGCUUGGCCAAGCUGAGGACAAGACCCAACUCCCUCCUGACUACAUCGACCUCGAGAAGCGAGUCGACGCUCUCAAGCAGGUCCAUCAGAAGAUGCUGGCUGUGACCUCUCAAUACUCGAACGAGGCCUAUGACUACCCUCCCAACAUCAAGGAGACCUUCCAGGAUCUCGGCCGCACCGUUAGUGAGAAGGUCACUCUCCUCUCUUCCGCCGCCUCUCCUGCCGAGGCUCAAGCCGCCCUCACGGCCCCUCCUACUGCGAAGCCUCAGCCAAAGACAUUCAACCAUGCCAUUGCCAGAGCCAGUCUGUCAAGCAGCCAGGUCCUGCACCAACAGCACACCGGCGCAGGGGAGGACCCCUUGGCUACGGCACUCGAGAAGUAUGCCUUGGCUAUGGAGCGCGUUGGCGAGGCCCGCAUGGCCCAGGACGCCCAAAUCCAGAGUCGCUUUCUUGCUGGCUGGAACACGACCCUGAACACCAACCUCAAGUUCGCGACUCGUGCCCGCCAGAACGUCGAGAAGUCACGCUUGACGCUCGAUGCUGCAAAGGCCCGCGCCCACGGUACUACCUGGAAGAUCGGUCCCGGCUCCCCUCGUCCGGAGGAGCCCCAGCCUCAGGAGUUGAGCCCCGAGGCUCAGGAGGAAAUCGAGAAGGCCGAGGACGAGUUCGUCACGCAGACCGAGGAGGCUGUUGGUGUUAUGAAGAACGUUCUCGAUACCCCCGAGCCUCUCCGCAACCUUGCCGACUUGAUUGCUGCCCAGAUCGAGUACCACAAGCGGGCCUACGAGAUCCUGAGUGAACUCGCUCCCGUCGUGGAUGGCCUGCAGGUUGAGCAGGAGGUUAGUCGCGCCUCGAACUACGACGUUUAA
Molecule: messenger RNA, 960 nt
Organism: Colletotrichum higginsianum IMI 349063
Lineage: Eukaryota; Fungi; Ascomycota; Sordariomycetes; Glomerellales; Glomerellaceae
Product: Bin/amphiphysin/Rvs domain for vesicular trafficking
Exons: 5
Coding region: 1-960 (319 amino acids)
Cellular component (GO): cytoplasm
Molecular function (GO): protein binding
Source: RefSeq, a predicted model, not a curated record